Molecule: messenger RNA, 660 nt
Organism: Parascedosporium putredinis
Lineage: Eukaryota; Fungi; Ascomycota; Sordariomycetes; Microascales; Microascaceae
Source: the annotation of a GenBank genome assembly
AUGACUGCUGCAGUGUUGACCGGUGAGUGCUGGCUCGCCAGUAUCUUUUGUGUGCGUUCUGGGUUUCGAACGGAUGCUCUGUGUAACUACAAAGGUCGCCACCACUGGAAGUCAUGCCGCGGGCUACGCCUGUAUGUCCAACAUGGCGACGGUGCCAGGCAGCUGAACAGCAGCCAGAAGGCAGCCUGUAAGACAUGGCUGCAAGAUCCAUCCAAGAAAGAGAAGGCUCUGAAACAGUGGAAGUCAGAAUCAGAAGGUUCCAAUGUGGUGGAAAUGUCCAAAGAUUCCAGCGAUUCCAACGUACGGAUCGCAAACACAUUAGUUGGACAUCGGAUCCAGGAUCCGAUCCGACAUCCAUCGAUACAGCCGCAGCUGUACAGCGCAGCGAUCGACACCGAUAUAUCACUUCGCGAAAGUAUCCUCUACGACACAUGUGCGACGAUCCACGUAUUCAACAAGAAAUCAUGGUUCGUUUCCAUGGAAGCAGUGGACCGGAACAUGACAGUUCUAGUAGGUGACACUACUAUAGAUACCAAGAUGAAAGGCACUGUCGAAAUAGACCUCCUUGGACCUGCUGGCAGGCAGCUAGUACGGAUCCACAACGUCUACUACAGUCCUGGAUUCCACACCAAUAUCGUUUCCGGCCAGCAAUGGUUGUAG